ACAGAGACAGCAGAGGGAUGGUGGGGGCACAGUUACCCUGCAGCUGCACAGCAUCAACGAGACUCUCCUAAAACUGUCACACACGUGUGCUCUCAUCUCAGUUCAAACUGACUGAACCGCUCCGACUCCGUGUUUUUUUUUGUUUUACUUCACAGUGGAAUGGGGGCAGAUUCUCCACGCCGCCAUUUUUAAGGAACUGCCUAUCGAAUACAGAAACUUUUGCUAGCUAGUGCUGAACGCUAGCUGCUAGCCAGGUGGCCAGUAGCCCGUCUGCUCCCUUGCUAGUCCGUUGUGACAGUUCAGGCUUGACAGCCAUUAGCCCGCGUAUCUGGUCGCACGUUAAUUAUCUGUGGCCACUGGGGCAAUAUUGGCAACAGAAACGGUUAUUGCUAAACUGGACAAUUCAGUCAUACUAGGAGUCAGUGGUCGGCUGUACAGAAUACGGCAGUUGUGCUUUGAGAUUAGCGAAUUAGCACUGCUACUUGUUAGCCAGCGAAAACGCAGUACUUUAACUCUGGAACUGCAUAGCAUCAUCUGUGAUUUAGCGUGAGUCGCUUUUAAAGCUCCGCCGUGCCCCGGUCGACUGGAUUUGUCUGCCACUAUAACGCCUCACCCCUCAACCCUAUGUGGAUUCGUUUUGACGAGGUGCCCAUGUGCUGAUUCAACAGGGCCCACCAUCACUGCAGAUGAAUCUUCAGCUGCCUUGGUGUAGCUCAGCACCCAGAUAGUCCCAUCCCCUCUGAGUGGGUGAGAAGGGACUAUAUCAUCCAGGAUGCCUUCCUCUGUAAGGGCAGGGAGCCUGAAGGAUCCGGAUGUGGCUGAGCUUUUCUUCAAAGAAGACCCAGAAAAGCUUUUCUCAGACCUCCGGGAGAUCGGCCAUGGAAGCUUUGGCGCCGUCUACUUUGCACGGGAUAUACGCACAAAUGAAGUGGUGGCAAUUAAGAAGAUGUCCUACAGUGGUAAACAGUCAAAUGAGAAAUGGCAGGACAUAAUAAAGGAGGUGAAGUUUCUGCAGAGGAUCCGGCAUCCUAACAGUAUAGAAUACAAAGGCUGUUACCUACGUGAGCACACGGCAUGGCUGGCCAUGGAGUACUGUCUUGGCUCAGCCUCUGAUCUCUUAGAAGUUCAUAAAAAGCCUUUACAAGAAGUAGAGAUUGCUGCCAUUACACAUGGUGCUCUGCAGGGGCUGGCCUACCUUCAUUCCCACAAUAUGAUUCACAGGGAUGUGAAGGCAGGCAACGUCUUACUAACUGAGCCAGGGCAGGUCAAACUGGCAGACUUUGGCUCUGCCUCCAUUGCCUCACCUGCCAACUCCUUCGUGGGAACACCAUAUUGGAUGGCCCCGGAAGUGAUUCUUGCUAUGGACGAGGGCCAGUAUGAUGGGAAGGUGGACGUCUGGUCCUUAGGGAUAACCUGUAUAGAAUUAGCGGAGAGGAAACCUCCCUUGUUUAACAUGAAUGCAAUGAGUGCCUUAUACCACAUAGCACAGAAUGAGAGUCCCUCACUGCAAUCUAGUGAAUGGACGGAUUACUUUAGAAACUUUGUGGAUUCUUGCCUUCAGAAAAUCCCCCAGGACAGGCCACACUCAGAUGACAUGCUGGGUCAUGCAUUUCUGCAGCGUGAACGUCCAGACUCUGUGCUAAUGGAUCUUAUUCAGAGAACCAAGGAUGCAGUGCGAGAGCUGGAUAACCUGCAGUACCGCAAGAUGAAGAAGAUCCUCCUCCAGGAGGCUCACAAUGGACCAACAGCAGAGGCUCAGGACGGAGAUGAGGAGGUGGAGCCGGGCGGAGGACGGACAGGAACUGUCAAUAGUGUUGGCAGUAAUCAGUCCAUCCCCAGCAUGUCCAUUAGUGCCAGUUCUCAGAGCAGCUCCGUCAACAGUCUGAAUGAAGCGGCUCAGGACAGCCACAGUGAGCUGGACCUGAUGGAGGGAGACCACACAGUCAUGUCCAACAGCUCGGUCAUACACCUCAAACCGGAUGAAGAAGAAAGUUUCACUGGAGAGCAGGAAGCCACAAGUCAACCCUCUGAGCCCCAGCCAACACCAGCUCAGAUCCCGAGGAAGCACUGCCGCAACAGAGAGCAUUUUGCCACCAUACGCACAGCAUCACUUGUCACCCGAGAGAUGCAGGAACACGAGCAGGACUCUGAGCUGCGGGAGCAAAUGUCAGGAUACAAACGCAUGAGGCGGCAACACCAGAAGCACCUGAUGGCUCUGGAAAACAAGCUGAAAGGGGAGAUGGAUGAGCACCGCCUGAGACUGGACAAAGAGCUGGAGAGUCAGAGGAGCAACUUUACCCAGGAGAUGGAGAAGCUGCUCAAAAAACACCAGGCAGCGCUUGAGAAAGAUCUGAAGACAUUUACCAAUGAUGAGAAGAAGUUCCAGCAGCACAUUCAGGUGCAGCAGAAGAAAGAGCUCAGCAGCUUCCUGGAGUCGCAGAAGAGGGAAUAUAAACUACGCAAAGAGCAGCUCAAAGAGGAACUUAGUGAGAACCAGUCCACUCCAAAGAAAGAGAAGCAGGAAUGGCUGUCCAAGCAGAAAGAGAACAUCCAGCACUUUCAGGCAGAGGAGGAGGCCAACUUACUGAGGAGACAAAGGCAGUAUCUGGAGCUGGAGUGUCGGCGGUUCAAACGCAGGAUCCUCAUUGCCAGGCACAAUGUGGAGCAGGAUCUGGCCAGAGAGGAGCUCAACAAACGGCAGACACAGAAAGACCUGGAGCAUGCCAUGUUACUCAGGCACCACGAGUCAAUGCAGGAGCUUGAGUUCAGGCACCUGGGGACGAUCCAGAAGGCACGGGCAGAGCUGAUCCGCACCCAGCACCAGACAGAACUCACCAACCAGCUGGAGUACAAUAAGAGAAGGGAGAGGGAGCUGAGGCGCAAGCAUGUCAUGGAGGUCCGACAACAGCCCAAGAGCCUCAAGUCUAAGGAACUUCAAAUUAAGAAGCAGUUCCAGGAGACGUGUAAGACUCAGACCAGGCAGUACAAGGCCCUCAGGAACCAUCUGCUAGAGACCACGCCCAAGUCUGACCACAAGGCGGUGCUGAAGAGGCUGAAAGAGGAGCAGACAAGGAAGCUGGCCAUCCUGGCCGAGCAGUAUGACCAUUCCAUCAAUGAAAUGCUCUCCACACAGGCUCUGCGGUUAGACGAAGCUCAAGAGGGCGAGUGUCAGGUGCUGAGGAUGCAGCUGCAGCAGGAGCUGGAGCUGCUCAACGCGUACCAGAGCAAGAUCAAGAUGCAAACCGAUGCUCAGCACGAAAAGGAGAGAAGGGAGCUGGAGCAGAGGGUGUCUCUGCGGAGAGCUCUGCUGGAGCAGAAAAUUGAGGAGGAAAUGCUUUCCCUACAGAACGAACGUUUAGAGCGAAUCCGCUCGCUGCUGGAGCGUCAGGCCCGAGAGAUCGAGGCUUUUGACUCAGAGUCCAUGCGUCUGGGCUUCAGCAACAUGGUGCUCACUAACCUGGCCCCCGAUUCCCAGGGAGGCUGGGGGGGUGGAGGUGGAGGGGGCCAGGGGGCUCAGGGGGGAGGGCACUGGCCUGGAGGAGGGGGCCACCAUAGUCAUCACCACCAGGGUGGCUCCAGCUCACAGCAGCCUUGGGGUCACCCAAUGCUGGCUGGGGGUCCUCCGCCAUGGAGCCUCCACCAUCCUGGAGGAGGAAGUCAGAGGGGGAGUGGGGGCAGCGUGGGAGGGGUGAGAAACAGCCCACAGGCUAUGAGGAGGACGUCAUCGGGGGGAAGGAAUGAACAGGGCAUGAGCAGGAGCGCCAGCAUCACCUCUCAGAUCUCCAAUGGAUCCCAUCUGUCCUACACCUAGAACAAUCUCAAACAAAAACACAGUAGUUGUCUUAGGGCAGGGUAAAUACUUAACAUGUCCCGCAUCUGUGGAAGAGCCACUCAGCAUUUCCGCAUGUGCGUACAUGCCCAGGGUUCCAUUCAUGCUAAAACGGGGAUCCGCAUCAGUCUAGCGUAUUGCGCAUGCGUACUCGAUCUCACAUUCCAUUCUAGUAGCGAAUAUUUCCUCACCGGGGUGGGGGUUCGCCCUCCUUUUGUAUGUUCUGUGAGUGCUGAGUUACACAUGUGUGGGUACCAGCCUGUCCUCAUACAACCUCUCGCAAGUUUCCAUGUUACCGUCUCUUCUGACCUAAAUAAGAGCAUGCCGCCAACUGGACAGGGAAAGUCUUUUGUCACAGGGAGCACACACGGUACGAUCAGCUCAGACUCUUAAACAGAGGUGGGCUAACGCUCGGCCACGUAGGCUCUGUGCGGACCAACGCAGUAAUGGUCACGUGACUAAGUGUAUAUCAUGCGUACCUUUUGCGGAAUGCAGCGAGUACGCCCGCCCCUUCACAUAGAAAAACACUGUACGGAGAGGCCAUGCAUACACAGUUCAGAGUCUGGUUUCAUCUCAGCCCCGUUCCUCUCUCAUGACCAGUGUUCUGCCGACAGCAGUCUGUGUAAACCCAACAGUCUUUACACCAAUCUAAGAUGGCUAAAGGCCAUAUACAGUGCAAUAGUGUUUCACCGUGAUAUAGAGUGUUAUUUUAUGUUUAUAUUUGCUAUGUCGGUCUCUGUUGCCAUAGAUUCAAAGAUUGUAUUAAUUUUAAAUACCAUGGAGUUUUAUUAUCAGGAGUUGUGUGUUAUAUAUAUAUAUAUAUAUAUAUAUAUAUAUAUAUGCAGACACGUGGUUGCAUAUGAAGGUUGCAUUAGGGGAAACCCAUGCGCUCGGUGUGUGCAAUUCUUUUAAAAGCAUUUAAAUAUUUGCCCUUUACAAAAUUCUUCCUCAGUCUAAGGAGUGAAGUGCAGGCAUUAAACUCGGACAAAGUUUAAUGAGAUUACUGUUUUUAUGCUGUUGCAGACAAAUGAGAAGUGAGGAGGCAAAGUAGGGAGCGUUAGGAAGAGAUGGUUUUAGAGCAUGUGUAGAAAGGAAGUGAAGAGCAAAGGUUGUUGUAAGUCCGUGCCUGUUGGUAUCUCUGACUUUAUAGAACUAGUACAACUACAACGGUUACUCGAUUAUUAGUCAAUUAUUAAAUUAAUCGGCUAUUUUGAUGCUUGGUAAAUCAGUUGGUGGUGAUUUUUUUUAACGAUUAAAACAAGCUCUUUUGAUUUUUCAGCUUCUUAAAUGUGAGUAUUUUCAGGGUUUUUUGCUCCAUAUAACAAAGAAAUCAUUCACUGAAAUCUACGGCAUAAUCGAUGAUAAAAAGUUAUCAGUGCCAUGCAGUUUUGUUGGAGUAUUUUAUGAACUACACGUGGUGCUGUAAAGAUGCCAUAUUGCAGAGUCAGAGUUGUCUUUCCAAAUAUUCAAUGCCAACAACAUUGUGUUUUGUUUUUUUUAUGAGAUUGUGUGAGUUCAGCUCAUACUGUGUGGUCAAGCAGAUGCAUCCAUAGCUGGACUGGAAGGAGGGAAGCAGAAUGUUGAGCUGUUGGGUUUCCACCGGCCUCUGCCCUUCACUCAUACCUGCCCAGUGGACAGUUGCUCUGGGGAUUACUGAAAAACUUAAGUCCAUAAACCUAAUGAUGAGGGUCGUUUUUCAGCAGCACCUAACCUCUACUUGAAUGCUUUUGAACUGAGUGUUCACGCUUCACUCGUUUGUGGCAGUGUUUUAUGGGACACUAUGCAGCAAAACGACUUUCUCUGAUGCUUCACCACAGAGUGUCACGACUAGAUAUUAGAGAUGCACCGAAAAUUCGGCCACCGGAAAUCUCCCCGAUCAUUGAUGUAAGGAUAAAGCAGCGCGUAGAGAAAUGAUCCAGGCUGUGUUAGAUUUAUUCUUUGAAACAUGAAUGUGAAUCUAUACAAUUGCAAUGCCUUGGCUUUAAUGAGGUAAGUAUACACGCAGUCCCAGCCAUAACAACAAAAUUAGAUUAAAAGAAACAACAGUAUAGCAUUGGCAUAAUUUAUUCCUGUGUUUUCGGCCAAGUGUUAACUGAUUUUCGGUUUUGGCAAACAUUUUUCAUUUCGGUGCGUCCCUACUAGAUAUAGAUAUAUACUGGGUCAUUAAGGUGUGUUAGCAAAGUAAUAGCAGACUUGGCUAAGUUAGGUAAACGCACUCAAAAUUAAAAAUUCCGAUUAACGCUUUUUAGGGCAACUCCUUGAGUAAGGUCAAUCACAGCUGUCUAAAAAUGUGUUGUAAGGAAGGAAGCACUUUGAAUGAACACAGAGAAGCUAAAUUCUGAACCCUCAGUCUGGUUAGGUGACUGCUGAUUGACUCAGUGGGUUGGUGAUGCUGUGAUCUCCGCUGCCAUGUCCCUGCAACCUUCCCUGGACUGACUGACACCCCACUCUGUCUCACCCCUGGUGUCUUACCACCUCUCCCUCCGCUCCUCCUGAGCCUGGAGUGGUCUUCACCCCACCCCUCCCUGAUCUAAUUAAGAAAAGCUCUUCAAGUCAUAUGAGGUGGGGGGGGGGAAUAAAGUGUGUGUGUAUAUAUAUGUAUUAAAUCUAUAUAGAAAAAAGAAUUCUAGAGAAAAAGAAACGAUUAUAGAGGAAUGGAGAUAAAUGUCUGAAGUCUUAUUGUGAAAUGCAAAGAUUUAUGCAUUGUAUGAUAAUUUUUUUUCCGGAGGUGGAAUGUACAGGAAACAUGUUAAUAUUGUAUAUUUUGAAUUUGAAAAUAUGGAAAUCUAAUCGACAAAACAAAAGCCGGACUCAUUUUGUUGUGAUGCGGAUACAGUGACGUGAUGUUUUCACUGUCUGAGAGACUUGUUACACACACGUUCUGUUGUGCACGAUGACAACACAACUCUCCAUCAGCUAUCGUUGAAUUAGGAUGAUUUUGCGACAUGAAAUCUGGGUCAGUGUAGCCAUUGAUUUGGCUUGGGCGUCAACUCGUCGGGGGGGAAAGAUGGAGUUGUUCUUUGAAAUCUAUAAAAAUCUGCAUAAAGAAUAUUUAGUGCACUCCAAAACCAGAAAAUAGUUUUCAAGUUCUUGCAGAAGACUGUGAAAAUAUAUCCGUUUGAUAUCUACACAGAGUUACUCCUAGGUGUGUCGUGGGGUCCACUGAUCAUUUGGACGUUUUAUGUUAAAAUAAUGUAAUAUGCACACCGUCUUUUGGUCUGCGUCUACACAAAGCAUUUUCCCACUGCACUUAAGUAUUUGCCUUUUUCUUUACUCCCAGAAUAUACAACUGGAUCCUGUUGUUUUUUCAGGGCUCGGCUCUGAAUGCGUCAGGUGGUUGUGGCUUAAAUUGUCUCUUCAACCAGUACGUCGUCGUCGUACACCCAAAAACGUUUUUACCUUGUAGUCAUUUUUAUCUCUUCUAUUACCACAGAGUGUCAUUUUGUUCCCCCAACGAUGUCUGCAGAGGGCCAAAAAUGAGUGGCACAGUUUUUUUUUUUUAAGUCUCUUGUGUUUACUAGAACCGCAGAUUUUUUUUGUUUGUUUGUUUCGUUUGUGGCAGUUUGGGCAGAGUCUAGCUUUAGACUUUGGUCACUCUGAACUGGAUCAGUUGCACUGAUUGCACAAGUGAUUGACCAGAUUAAAGAGUCUACUGUGAUUCCCCCCGGUGUGCUGAGGGACGGCUGCCGUUGGCUGAGAGUGGGCAGGGUCAUGUCUCUGUACAGUUUGUUUAAGAUUAUUACUUUUAUCUCUCCUGUCAUUUGGUGAAUCUUGCUGUUUUAUUAUCAUCCCUGGUCCCUCAGACCUGUAUUAAAUUGUAUAGAUUGUGCAAAACGCUGAAUGUCACAUAGCAAGGCUAUUCCUUAAAAAUGACAAAGUGAUUUAAAAAUGUAUAAAGGAAAUUCAAAAACAAAGUUUAGGGGGUUAAUGUAAUAUUUUGUUUGUAAUUACUAUUUUUUGUUGGAAGAGGGCUACUGGAUUAAAAAAAAUCAUCUGUAAUAAAGUAAUUUUAAUAUUU
This is a messenger RNA of Solea solea (common sole), 7847 nucleotides long. RefSeq names its product serine/threonine-protein kinase TAO1-like. Gene Ontology annotation, biological process: protein phosphorylation; execution phase of apoptosis. The coding region runs from base 773 to 3811 and encodes 1012 amino acids. Gene Ontology annotation, molecular function: ATP binding; protein kinase activity. The transcript has 21 exons. Lineage: Eukaryota; Metazoa; Chordata; Actinopteri; Pleuronectiformes; Soleidae. The record is from RefSeq and is a predicted model, not a curated record.